CCAACACUUUGUUGUGAAAUACAUUUGUGAAAUUAAACGCAACGGCAGCAAGAAUGUCCACAUUUGGUGCUGAAGUAGAUGCCAUUUGGCCAGAAGUAAAAGAAACUGUGGAUCUAAGUGCAUUUGGGCGAAAGUUGCUACAACAAUGCAAGACUGUGGAAAAGCCCAAAACAGACAAACCGGCUGAUGUUUCGGCAUUUAUGGAUAAGUCCAGGGAAUUUCCCUUGGCCUUCGGCGUAGAAAGCUGCCGUGUGAUGAGUCAGCCCGUGGAAAGGUACAAGACAAUAGCUGAGCAAAUAACCAGUGUUUAUCCUAUAAUACAUGAGCGCACAUUGAAGUUGUACUUGGAGUAUCUGGAACACAAGAGUCAGUGGGGCAACUCUGUGGAGAAGCCCGUGUAUCAGGGACUGUCGCUUUGUGACUUUGUACAGCGUCUGUUGACCAAGCGCUGCGCCAGCUUUUUUGCCCGCAACGACAAGUUUCUGCUGCUCACAGGCGAGACCGGUGCCAGUGGCUUUGAGCCCAUAGGCACGCCGGCAGAGGAGGCGCCAUUGCAGCUGCAGCAUGUGCUCAGCUAUGAUGAUGUUAAGCUCUCGGCAUUGCUGGCGGUCAGCUCACACACGGAGUUCAUCAAUGAAGGCGAGCGCACCAAUUGCGGCCGCGUUUCAAAGAACCGAGAAUUUGUAGAGCCCGAUGGCGUUAUUGUGGGCAUGAUUGGUGCACGUCUAUCGCGUCGCAAUUUAAUGGAAUUCCAAGAUAUUGUUAUAGCAAGCGCACAGAACACAACCGAAAAGGGCUAUGGCUUGGCUGUGGAGGCGCCGGCUAAGACGCGUUCGCAGGACUAUCGACGCAUCUGGCGACGUUUCUAUGAGACGCGUGAUAAGCUGCGCAGUGAAGUUGCAAUUGAUGGCAAACGCUUUGGCGUCUCGGGCAACAAGCAAGAUGUCUUUGACAAUCUGGUCAUGAAGCGUCGCUAUGCUAUAAGCUUUGAUCUGCUACUGCUGGAGACAGAGGCGCGUGCUGCAGCAGCAGGCAAGCUGGCUUAUCUGCAUGUGGUCGGCUUUGGCCUGGGCGUUUGGAAGGUAGCACCGCAGCAGGAGCAAAUCUUUUUGGAAACCUUUGAGCAGCGUCUGCGUGUGCUUGGCCCGCAACUGAAACACAUUGCUGUGGUGCACUUCUCCUGGUUCAAGCUCACACGUUGCGGUGGACUCCACGAUGGCGCCGUUAUCCACCAAUCCGCUGAGCAUCCAGCCGGCGGCAUUAACAUUCAGAUAUCUAAGCGCAAUCCAGCGGACAAGCUUUAUGAGCCAGAGCAUGACAAUAUGUUGCUGGUGGUAUCCUAUGCCUGGGAUGGCAACGCUCUGCCAGGCAAUGAGUACUGGAUGAAAAUGUUGAAAUCAACGGGUGACUCCUCGACAGCCUGUUCCACACUUAUAACAGAGCUACACAAUCCCCAUAUCAACACGGACUACUGCAAUGGAAACAAUUUGCAUAUAGCUUCAAUUAAAUACGGUGUUCUACAUAUUUCUGAAUACGCCAAGCGUAUACUGAAGGAUUAAUUAUGCAACUUCUCAAUAUGUAACACACACACACACACACGAAUAUCUUCUUUA
Drosophila busckii is the source of this 1613-nucleotide messenger RNA. RefSeq lists its product as uncharacterized. Bases 54 to 1559 code for a protein of 501 amino acids. The transcript has 3 exons. NCBI's taxonomy places the organism in Eukaryota, Metazoa, Arthropoda, Insecta, Diptera, Drosophilidae. The record is from RefSeq and is a predicted model, not a curated record.